Molecule: messenger RNA, 1970 nt
Organism: Rhipicephalus sanguineus (brown dog tick)
Lineage: Eukaryota; Metazoa; Arthropoda; Arachnida; Ixodida; Ixodidae
Product: organic cation transporter protein
Exons: 10
Coding region: 157-1944 (595 amino acids)
Biological process (GO): transmembrane transport
Cellular component (GO): membrane
Molecular function (GO): transmembrane transporter activity
Source: RefSeq, a predicted model, not a curated record
GGAUGCCGGGAAGACGAUGAAUCGAGCGCGACGUGACUGCUCGGCACUGGACCAAGUGCUUGUACCUGAGUUUUCUGGGACUGUAGCAGCAUUCACUACGGCGUUCGUGGCUCGGCGUCGCUGGAGGCAAGAGGCAUCUCAGCAUUUGCACUCUGCAUGCGAGCGCGCGGUUCCGUCGCGAGAGGAGUGGACACGGAAAGAGUGACAACCAACGCCUGCGUGCCAUAUAAAGCGAAUGCCAUGGACCUGGACGAACUGCUGCCGGAAAUCGGGGCCUUCGGGCCAUAUCAGAAAUGGAUCUACUUCCUGCUCUGCAUCCCCGCCACGCUGCCAUCGGUAUUCACUCUCUUCAGCAGCAUCUUCGUAUCGGCCACUCCACGCCACUGGUGCCGUGUGCCCGAGGUGGAGGCCCUGAAGGGCCGAUUCUCGCCCGAGCUGCUCGUCGCACUCAGCAUCCCGCAACGAACGGAGGGUGUCUUUGAAAGCUGCCUCAUGUACGACCUCAACUACACUGCGCUGGUGCAUCGCGCGCUCGACGAAGGCGAGCUGCCGCAACCCAAUGAGUCCUGGGCGACGAGAGCCUGCGACAAUGGAUGGGUCUACGACACCACCUACUACGACGACACGCUCGUGACACAGAUGGAUGUCGUCUGCGAUAAUGCGUGGAUGGUGUCCAUGGCACAAUGCGCAUUCUACAUCGGCAGCGUGGUUGGCAACCUGCUGUUCGGCUACAUUGGUGACAGGUGGGGUCGCAAGAAGUCCUUUCUUCUUACCAUCGCGGUGAGCCUGGUGGGAGGAAUAGGGGCCGCCUUCCCUGUCACCUACGAGGGCUACAUCGCCUGGAGAGGCGUUGUGGGCAUGACCUAUCCAGCCAUCUUCCAGACACCGUUCAUCAUGAGCAUGGAGAUCAUGAGCCCCGAGAAGCGCACCUUCGCCGGCAUGUUCGUGUGCGCCGUCUAUGGCGUGGCGCUCAUGUCUCUGGCCGGUGUGGCAUACCUGCUGCGCUCCUGGUUCGCCGUGGCGGUGGCCACCUCGCUGCCCUUCGUCGUGCUGCUGGCCAUGUGGUGGCUCGUUCCAGAGUCUCCGCGGUGGCUACUCAGCCAGAACAGACUGGCCGAGGUCGAGAUUCUUGUCCAGAAGAUUGCCAAGAGGAAUGGGAAGAAGAUUCCGCCAAAUUUCUUGGUGACGUUUAUGGAACAGAAGAAAGGCCUAUGCUGCGACGAUACAACAACAGAAAGUGUGACGCUACGGAGACUGGCGAAGUACCCAAACCUGCUGAAAAAGGUGGUGGUGGUAUGCUUCAGCUGGACAGCUAACACCAUGGUAUACAACGGCCUGUCGUUCGCCGUCUCGUCCAUGGGCAUAAGCGAUUACGUGUCAUUCGCCAUUAGUGGUGCCGUCGAGGUGCCGGGUGUCUGUUUGGCCUGGUACUUUAUGGACAGGCAUGGAAGGAGACCUGUAAUGCUCUUCAACAUGCUGCUUGGAGGCCUCGCCUGUAUCGCCAUUGUCUUCGUUCCAUCAGAAAUUGCAUGGCCCACCGUGGCGCUGUGCAGCCUAGGAAAACUGAGCAUCACAGCAUCCUUCGCCACCAUAUACGUGUACGGAGCCGAACUGUUCCCAACUGUGCUCCGAACUUUCGCCAUGGGGGUCGCUGCCAUGGUUGCAAGCGUCAGUCUCAUCAUCACACCUCACAUACUCUACAUGGGUCAGAUUUACGGCGUGGUCAUCCCCAGCACUAUUUUCGGAGUCCUGUCCGUGGCGGGGGGUUUAGCCAUCCUGCUCCUACCGGAAACAAUGAACGUGCGCCUGCCGCAGACCCUCAGCGAAGGAGAGGAUUUCGGGAAGAACGUCCAACCGUGGUGCUGCGUUGGAAGCAGGACGAAUGAAGAGGACGGCGACAAAAGUAAACAUGGACAGCAGCAUCAAGAAAGAUCCAAUGUAUGAGCGCAAUAAAUGUGUCAUUUUAUGUG